AUGUAUAUCACCCUCUACUACAUAGUCACCCGGCUCCCUGGCUCUCUCCGCGUAGUCAGGGACCACUUCCUCUCAGUUUGCCCCACCACUCUCACCGUUGACCUCCUCGAGAAGGCCCUCCUAGCAGCAGAGAAGAGCAAAGUCGCUGUAGGAGCCUCUCGUGGUGACCCUCGCACCCCCGUCUUUGAGGGGUGUUCUCCCUCCCCCCUCUUGCCCUCUGUUGCCUCUGCUGCAGCGGCCGACCUCGUUGGUUUCGAGUCGGUCGGCGCUGCAUCUGCCCCGAGCGGGAGACGCCGCACCGGCAAGGGCAAGGGGGGCAAGGGCGCUGGAGGGGCUGGCGGGGGCAGUGGAGGUGGUGGUGGAGGCAGUGGAGGGGGUGGGGGUGGUGGUGGGAAUGGUGGCGGGGGUGGAGGUGUCGGUGGCAGCAGUGGAGGCGGAGGAGGCGGCAGCAGUGGCGGAGGGAGCGGAGGCGGCGGAGGUGGUGGAGGCGGCGGAGGCGGCGGAGGUGCCGGAGGCAGCGGCGGCAGCAGUGGACCUAGUCGCAGCUCUGCGCAGAAGAGUGGCUCUGAUGGAGGUACGCGCCAGCAGCAGCAGCGCAAUCGUGAGACCCUGUCCCCUCAGCAGCUUCGUGAGUGGUACGCUGCGCGUCAGCGCGGUGGGGGUACGAGUCCCUGCACCUACGUUCUCCGCACCGGCGACCGCGCUGGUGAGCAGUGCGGGGGCCCGCACUCCACCCAGCGCAGCUUCGGCCACCUAACGGACGCGUGGCGUCACCAGUUCCCUGAGGCCUCUCAGAUCCCUCGCUGGGGAGAGCUGUCUAGGGCGGGGGUUGCUAUCUUUGAUCUUGACUUUGAUGCUAUUCUUUCUGCCAUGUAUGCUGUUGCUGAUAGUGUUAAGGGUGAAUAUUACCUGUGUGUUCCGCCUGACCCGGGCAUUGAGACUGCUGCUCUAGGUGCUGGUGAGGGUGCUGCUCUAGGUGCUAGCGCGUCUGCUGCCCCAGGUGCUUGUCUCUACCUCCCCUCGUUCUCUACGAACUUGGUGAGUGGAGCUGAUCUACAGGAUAGGGGGGUUGACCAGUUCACUCCUGCGAGACAGCGAGUGACCCACUGCACGUGUGCUCGGACAGGCCGACACUUGGCCACGUUCACCCGUCGGCCGCGGUCAAGCCUGUACACCCUCACUACUGAGUCUCCUUCGACUGCUGAGCCUGGUCAGGUCGCUGUGUUGAGUCAGGUGUUUGCUGCAGCGUCUAGGUCUAGACCUGAGUCUGCUCCCUGCUCGUGUCGUCUCCUGUCUCACUAG
This is a messenger RNA of Closterium sp. NIES-65, 1302 nucleotides long. Lineage: Eukaryota; Viridiplantae; Streptophyta; Zygnematophyceae; Desmidiales; Closteriaceae. The record is from the annotation of a GenBank genome assembly.